This is a messenger RNA of Myotis brandtii (Brandt's bat), 1355 nucleotides long. Its product is annotated as hemK methyltransferase family member 2-like. Gene Ontology annotation, cellular component: eRF1 methyltransferase complex. The record is from RefSeq and is a predicted model, not a curated record. Gene Ontology annotation, molecular function: protein methyltransferase activity; S-adenosylmethionine-dependent methyltransferase activity; nucleic acid binding. The transcript is spliced from 2 exons. Lineage: Eukaryota; Metazoa; Chordata; Mammalia; Chiroptera; Vespertilionidae. Gene Ontology annotation, biological process: methylation. Bases 1 to 660 code for a protein of 219 amino acids.
AUGCCUUCUUCAGGCUUUGCAGGAGUGUACCCAUACUACCAAGGAACUCAAGUGCACAAGCCCGCGGAAGACACCUUCCUGCUCCUGGACGCUCUGGAGGCGGCAGCGGCCGAGCUCAUGCGAGUGGAGCUAUGCCUGGAAGUAGGAUCGGGGUCUGGAGUGGUAUCCACACUCCUAGCCUCCAUGAUAGGUUCCCAGGCCCUGUACAUGUGCACUGACAUCAACCCCAAAGCAGCAGCUUGUACCCUGGAGACAGCACGCUGUAACAGAGUCCAUGUGCAUCCCGUAAUUACCGAUUUGGUCAAAGGCUUGCUACCAAGACUGAAGGAGAAGGUUGAUCUUCUGGUGUUUAAUCCCCCAUAUGUAGUGACUCCGCCUGAAGAGGUAGGAAGUCAUGGAAUAGAAGCAGCUUGGGCUGGUGGCAGAAAUGGUCGCGAAGUCAUGGACAGGUUCUUUCCACUGGUUCCAGAUCUCCUUUCGCCAAGAGGGCUGUUCUAUUUAGUCACCAUUAAGGAGAACAAUCCAGAAGACAUUUUGGAAAUAAUGAAGGUGAGAGGUCUGCAGGGGACCACCGCACUUUCCAGGCGAGCGGGCCAAGAAAUCCUUUCAGUCCUGAGGUUCACCAAGUCCUCACACAGUGUCUGUUCCACGUUAUAUUGAAUAAUAUGUACUACAUUGAAUAUACAUAUGGAUAUACUACUAUGUGUGUGUGUGUGUGUGUGUGUGUGUGUGUGUGUGUGUAGAUAGGCUGAAUGUAUUCACCAUAUUUUGAAACUGAAGUCAUUUUUUGGUUAACAAGUAAAACUGUCAGAAAUUUGUCAAAUAGAGAAAGGUGAGAGGGCUGGGCGUUAUCUUUCACCAACGAAUCAAGCCUACAGACAUACUUGUGGAAGUGCAAGGAAAUAUGUACAUUAUGUAUAAUUUGCAUUUACAUAUAAAAGAUAGUUAUAUUAUAUAUGAAAGGACAUUCAUUUCAGCAUUGCCUAAAAUGGCUAAGCAAGAAGUCAACCAAUGUGCCAUCAUAAAAGGGGUUGGUAAAGUAAGUUACAAUAUGCCCAGGACACUGAAUGUGAGUGACAUCCAGUCAUCCAACGACUCGGAGCUGUAUAGCCUGAACCAGAAGGGGUUCAUGAUGUACUAUUCAAUGGAAAAAAAGCACGGUACAGAACGGUAUUGUCCUGCAUGUAUAUUUCUUAAAGACCCACAGAGAGGGUAGAUUUGUUGUGCAUAUGAGAGUCUCAGAAGACAUCAGGUGGGAUGGAGGAACUUUUGCUUUUUUGUAGUAGCAUUUGUAUAAGGAUAAUGUAUUACUUAUAUAAUUUUUUUAACUUUUUAAUGAAAAAUUUUUAAAAUUU